AUGUCCGACCUGCGUUUUACAGACUUUUCUGACGAUUCACCCGACCCACAGGAUCGGAUAACUAAUCGUAGUACUGUCAGAGGAUUGAGCGCCGUCGUGGACAGGGUUAUCUUCUACUGUCGUGCGGAAAGCAGACAAGUCACUGCUUUGAUGGAACGCCUCGAGAGAAAAGUGGAGGAACUCGCGGCGGCCGUGGAGAGGCUCUCUUCAAAUGAUCCUAACAUGGCCGGAACGGCUCAUGCGGACGCGAAUGGGGUGGAUGCCCCACAACCAAACGAUGUGGCAAUCACUGAGUCCGAUACCACCGAUACCACUCAUGACAGCGGGAUGGUCUCCGAAACAACUUACGACAGCGGGAUGGUCUCUGAGACCACACAUGGCCACGGCAUGGUCGCGUUGACCAAUUUAGUGAAGGACGUCGCCGCCAAUGUGACCCGUGCGGCUGUACACUCAAUGGUCGAGAAGUGUGAGCUGUUCGAAGGGAUAUCAGAAGAGGACGAGGCUCGUCUUUAUCUUGCUGCGGGAAUUCCCCCCCCGGCUCCGGAUGCGAUCGGGGGAAUGCUAGAGUCUUACGAGCUCCAACUCGGAACGGUAGUCAGUCGAACUCUAGCUGCUUUAGAGCGGGGGGCCUGGGAACAAGAAGAUGAAUUUAAAUCGGAGUUUUUGGGGCAGCUAGCGAGGACUCACAGAUUAGGUGCGCAGAGUAAUGGCCUGUGGUGGCGGCGGGUAUGCGAACUCCGACGACUUGCCAUCUUGAACCUUGAUGCACAAGGGGAGAACCCGGCCAGCGACGUGAUGCCUCCGGCGGACGGGUUGAGAAAUGAGCACGCGGGCGAAGGCGAAGCGGCACUCUUUCAGGUUGAACCAGACUUGCCUUCGGAAUCAGACGCUAUUGAAGAAGUUGAGGGCGCCGCUAUUGGAUUGAGGGGGGAUCAAGGGAGGGCCAUCCCGAAGCGGGCUGUUGAUGAUGGCGCAGAGGCGGAGGGGAGCUCAAAGCGGCCCAGACUGGAUUAG
Molecule: messenger RNA, 1014 nt
Organism: Puccinia triticina
Lineage: Eukaryota; Fungi; Basidiomycota; Pucciniomycetes; Pucciniales; Pucciniaceae
Exons: 2
Coding region: 1-1014 (337 amino acids)
Source: RefSeq, a predicted model, not a curated record